Molecule: messenger RNA, 6883 nt
Organism: Cuculus canorus (common cuckoo)
Lineage: Eukaryota; Metazoa; Chordata; Aves; Cuculiformes; Cuculidae
Gene: PTPRJ
Product: protein tyrosine phosphatase receptor type J
Exons: 23
Coding region: 148-3840 (1230 amino acids)
Biological process (GO): protein dephosphorylation
Molecular function (GO): protein binding; protein tyrosine phosphatase activity
Source: RefSeq, a predicted model, not a curated record
CUCGCUCCACCCCGCGCAGGGCUUUCCCCGCGGCGGCUCCAGCCUUUCCAGGCCGGCAGCGCUAGGGGGAGCGGCGGAGGGUGCGGGGUGCGCGGCCCGGCCAUGUCUCCCGGGGAGGCGGCGUCGGGCUGAGCGCUGUGCGGCACCAUGGGGCGGCCGCCCUGCCUGCCGCCGCCGCUGCCGCUGCUGCUGCUGCUGCUGCUGGGCCAGGUGAGAGAUUCAAUUGCUUGCACUGAUUGCAGUAAUGUAACUGCAGAAACAGGAGACAGUAGCAAUGGUAAUUUAUUAGUAGACUCUAUAAGUGUGAACAAAACCUAUGAAGGUGGAGGAUCAUCCAAGAAUGUGUCAUUAUCUGACAGCACAAUAAGCAAUCAGAACAACGUAACACAACCCAGCCCAGUUCUUGAUCUCAAGGCCGAAUAUGUUGGUGUGACAUCUGUCAACUUAACAUGGACGGUGAACGACACUGCGUCCAACUCCUACAUGUACAGGAUAGAGAUUGUAAAUAAUACCUCUACUGGGAUCGUGAUGUCCAAUGUCACUGAAAUUGAAAUUACUGAUUUAGUGCCUGGGACACUGUACAAUUUCACUGUAUUUGCAGUAGUGGCUAAUGGUCACAAGGAAGGAGAAGGACGGUCCAUAGAACUGUAUACCAAGCCGAGCCCAGUUCUUGAUCUCAAGGCAAAAUAUGUUGGUGUGACGUCUGUCAAGUUAACGUGGAUGGUGAACGGCGCUGCUUUCCACUCCUACACGUACAGGAUAGAGGUUGUAAAUAAUACCUCUGUUAGGAACCUGGUGUCCAAUGCCACAGAAGUCGAAAUUACUGAGUUAAUGCCUGGGACGCUGUACAAUUUCACUGUAUUUGCAGUAGCGGCUGAUGGUUACACAGAAGGAGAAGUACGGUCCAUAGAACUGUAUACAGAGUCCAGCCCAGUUCUACAUCUCAAAGUGGAAUAUGUUGGUAUGACAUCUGUCGACUUAACAUGGACAGUGAUUAGCAAUGCUUCCAACUCCUACACAUACAGGAUAGAAGUUGUGAAUAAUAACUCUGUUAGGAAGCUGGUGUCCAAUAUCACCAAAGUCGAAAUUACUGAGUUAGUGCCUGGGACACUGUACAAUUUCACCGUAUUUGCAGUAGCGGCUAAUGGUCACGAGGAAGGAGAAGGACGAUCCAUAGAACUGUAUACCAAGCCGAGCCCAGUUCUUGAUCUCAAGGCCGAAUAUGUUGGUGUGACAUCUGUCAACUUAACAUGGACGGUGAACGAUACUGCUUCCAACUCCUACACAUACAGAAUAGAGGUUGUAAAUAGUACCUCUGUUAGGAACCUGGUGUCCAAUGCCACAGAAGUCGAAAUUACUGAGUUAAUGCCUGGGACGCUGUACAAUUUCACUGUAUUUGCAGUAGCGGCUGAUGGUUACACAGAAGGAGAAGGACAGUCUGUAGAACUGUAUACAAAGCCGAGCCCAGUUCUUGAUCUCAAGGCUGAAUACGUUGGUGUGACGUUUGUCAACUUAACAUGGACGGUGAUUGACACUGCUUCCAACUCCUACACGUACAGAAUAGAGGUUGUAAAUAGUACCUCUGUUAGGAACUUGGUGUCCGAUGCCACUGAAGUCGAAAUUACUGAGUUAAUGCCUGGGACACUGUACAAUUUCACUGUAUUCGCAGUAGCGGCUGAUGGUUACACAGAAGGAGAAGGACAGUCUGUAGAACUGUAUACAAAACCCAGCCCAGUUCUUGAUCUCAAGGCCGAAUAUGUUGGUGUGACAUCUGUCAACUUAACAUGGACGGUGAACGACACUGCUUCCAACUCCUACACGUACAGUAUAGAGGUUGUAAAUAGUACCUCUGUUAGGAACCUGGUGUCCAAUGCCACAGAAGUCGAAGUCACUGAGUUAAUGCCUGGAACACAGUACAGUUUCACUGUAUUUGCAGUAGCGGCUAAUGGUCACGAGGAAGGAGAAGGACGAUCCAUAGAACUGUAUACCAUUCCUGCCUCAGUGAAUUCAUUUCACUGUGAACCAGUGGCCAAGCAGCCUUCCCUAAUUCUUAAGUGGGAAUGUCCUUCUGGUAACAAUUCUGGCUUCAAAAUUGGAAUAUUUAAUGAUACAUGGAAUAAAGAAAAAUGGGCUCCACCCUGCAUGAGAGAAGGCUCAGAGGAAACCAUCGAAACAGCAUCUUUAGAUUAUUUCAGGACCUAUAUUGUUACUAUUGCAACACUUUCAAAUAGCUCUCAGAGCUCUCCAGUGCAGAAAAUGUGUAAUACCAGCAUUACUGACCCACCUGCUCCAAGCAAACCUCCUUUAGUCAAGGCAGUCAGUCACAGUUCAUUGUCUGUUGAAUUCUCUGAUUUUAAGUCAGUGAAUGGACCAUUAAAAGCCUAUGCAGUAAUGAUCACAACAGAAGAACAAGGUUGUGAAACUUUGAAGUCUGAAUUGAACAACACAUACAGUGAUUUCAAGAAGAAGAUGACAGUCACCUAUGUAACAUAUGUUAUAGAUACAACAGAGCAGGCAAAAUCGCCUUCUUUCCAUUCUCAGAAUGGUACAAACAUCAUUAACGUAGGCAAGGGAAACAAAAUGUAUGGAUAUGAAAACGGACCAUUGAUUCCACUUCGUUCAUACAGGGCAAGUGUUGCAGGUUUCACUAAUAUAACCUUUACUAUGGCCAACAUCAUUGUGGGGGAAGAUAGUUAUGUAUCAUUUUCGCCCUGUUCUGAUGCUGUUUUGCUACCCCAGGAUCCAGGUGUUAUUGCUGGAGCUGUUAUUGGAUGCCUCUUAGCGAUAUUGGCUGUAGUCGCUAUAGGGGGUUUCAUAUUCUGGAGAAGGAGAAGGAAAGAUAAAAGAAGUACUGAAGUGUCCUUUUCUCCAAUUAAAUCAAAACUGAUUAAAGUGGAGAACUUUGAGUCUUACUUUAAGAAGCAGCAAGCUGACUCUAACUGUGGUUUUGCUGAAGAGUAUGAGGAACUCAAGUCUGCUGGUGUUCAUCAACCCAAAUUUGCUGCUGAACUUGUGGAGAACAGGGGAAAAAAUAGAUAUAACAACGUCUUACCAUAUGAUAUUUCUCGUGUUAAACUUUCAGAUCAAAGCUCUGGAACUGAUGAUUAUAUUAAUGCAAGCUAUAUGCCUGGCUAUAUCUCAAAGAAGGCAUUUAUUGCUGCACAGGGUCCUUUGCCCAAUACUAUAGAAGACUUCUGGCGCAUGAUUUGGGAAAAGGAUAUCUACUCAAUUGUUAUGUUGACAAAAUGUGUUGAACAAGCCCGGACCAAAUGUGAGCAGUACUGGCCAGACAAAGAAUCCAAGAGCUAUGGUGAAAUUAUUGUGACAAUGGUCUCAGAGAUUGUCCUUCCAGAGUGGACAAUAAGGGACUUCACUGUAGAAAAGUCCAACACACCAGAGAGCCACACAGUGCGCCAGUUCCAUUUCACCUCCUGGCCAGAUCACGGAGUGCCAGAGACGACAGACCUUCUCAUCAACUUUAGACACCUUGUUCAUGAGUACAGCAGUCAAAAUCCAAUCGACUCUCCUACUCUGGUGCACUGCAGUGCUGGUGUUGGGAGGACGGGGACGUUCAUUGCCAUUGAUCGCCUCAUUCAGCAGAUUGAAAUGGAGAAUACUGUGGAUGUGUAUGGAGUGGUGUAUGAUCUGCGCAUGCACCGACCUUUAAUGGUGCAAACUGAGGACCAGUAUGUCUUCCUAAACCAGUGUGUUAUGGAUAUUAUUAGAUCCCAGAAAGAAAAGAAAACGGAUCUGAUUUACCAAAACAUGACAGCAAUGGCAAUCUAUGAAAAUUUUACACCUGGACCAGGCUUCGGGAAGGCCAAUGGCUACCACGCGUAGCCUGGAAGGAACACAGUGUCUCCAGGAGGUGUUAGCUGCAUACAGGAAAAGGAGGUGGUCUCCUCCUGUUUUCCGGGAUUGCGUGCAGUGUCUCAUGUCUGGCUUCUCCAGUUCUGUCUGCAUUCAGAGAGGUGAUCUACAGGAGGAAAAACACAAUGCUGGCAGGAGCCACAGAUCAAUAUUUAAAAAAAACAUCAAGCAAAACUAUUUAAAGUUAGCAGAGGAAUCUUGCUUUUUCUUGGGAAUUUAACAGUGCUGAUAGGUGAAAUAGCAUUUGCAGUAUAAACAGUGAACUAGAGUUUAAAUAUUAAAAUAAUAACACAAGCUUUUUAUUACUAUUUUAUAUGAUUUCAUUUACAGACACCAGGCUUGUGGGCUGUUUUAAUAUAUUUAAUUGUAAGUUUCAGGAACAUAUUUUACCUGCUGUAUCUGGUUACUUAGCGAAUAGGUAUGUGCCUCUGUGAUUUUAAUUUUUUUCUGUGUUCCUUUUUAUUUAAAAAAGGAGCACAAACAGCUCCUUCAAAUGGACAUUUAUACUUGGAAAUUGUGCCUUUUCUAGUAGCUACUCUAGGAAAAAAAACAGCAGAGAUUCUAUUUUUGUACUGAAACUCUUAAUGAGAACACAGAUUUUUAAAUAAGGCUUAUGUCAAACUUAACUGUAGUUGCACUGUUGGCAGGACUCUCCAGAAGUUUGGAGGUGAGCUUUGUUUUUGCAUUUCACCACAACUAUCCCCUGCCUUAAUGUCUUGGUGCCUCUGCCUGAGGAAAAGGAGUGUGGUCUGUCACUCUGAGCUUUAACUAUAGUGAAAAAACUGAGCAAGUGAAUAUGUGGAUGCCUGUGCGGGGGUGGGGAUGUGUGCGUGUGUGUGUGUAUGAAGGACAGAAUAGCUCCUCCCUGUUCCUGGCUGAUAUUCCUGUUUUUAUACAAUUUAUAAUGAUUUAUUUAAAGGUGCAAUAUAUGAUUUACUGAAUAAUGAUUGCUCUAUUCUAAUAGAGUUUUACUCAGGUUGGUGUCUUUAUCAUUGUUGUUGUUUUUCCUCAAAUAUAUAAAUCUGUGAAAAUGUAGGAACUAAGGUUCUAGGUGUCCAAGCACUCCCAAACAGAUUGACUGGCUUUACUGUUUCUACCAAAACAAAUUGCACAAAAUUCUGCUGUAAAGACCAAUUUCUUGGUUGUUUUAACCAUUCAAAACUGCGACACAUCUUACCUGCCUGCAUCUCAUCGAUCUAAUGUAAUUGCUUUAUAAUUACUGCUGCUGUUGUCUUAACUGGUCCUUUUAAAAACGGAACAAACAAGCAGAAAACCCCUAGUUGCUGAUUUUACAAAUCAGGGAUUAGAUUGGAUUUAUUUUGCUGGUACAUAACUGUUAGAUUUAUGAAGGACUUCUCAAGUAUCUUGGGGGAGUGUUUUUUCGUUCUUUGGAUCAUUGCACUGGUUGCAUUGCAGAGGAAUAUGGAGUUUGUGAAUAAUGCUAUAGAAUAGCUAUAAAGUGAUGAAAAUCUUAUGAAGGUUUAUGAACCAGAGUCCCUGGAAUUCUGCUGCUCCUUUGGGGUUUGGGUUUUUUUGUUUUUUUUGUUUGCUUUAGCAGAGUCGUCAGAAAAAACUACAGAUACUGGGAGUAUGUGUGGCAUUACAGUGGAACCUGGCAGCCUUGCAAAAUCCGCUGCCAGGUGAAGGGAAACAUAGGAAUUCCUGGUGCACAACUGUAGCUUUCCAGAUAUCCAGAGGAAUAUUUUACAACCUGGUGUGAAAUGGUGGUGUGCUGUGUGAGCAAAACUGGAGGACAAACCACAGUGCGCUUCCGCUUUUUUUUUUUUUUUGUAGCAGCCACUUGUGCGUUCUUGAAUAUAUUUUUUCUCUCUUUCUGUGAAAUACUUUAAAAAGAAAAAAAAAAAAACAUUUAAAAACUGUUGAUGAUCCUGCCCGACUCCAUCCAAGCUGGCAGUCCACAUAGUGGAUCUCUCACCCAGCGUUCUUCCUAAGCUGCUGUCAGAUAACAAAGAUAAACCACUUGGACCAAACAGAACCAUUCCAAAGGAACUGGGAGGGAGGAAAGCCUACCCCUUACAUUAUUUUUUUCUCUCUUACUCUUUUAAUUACUGUGCAUAUGUGCAGAGCAUAGAGCCAGUGUUCAUUAUUCUGAGUCUCUGAAGAACUUGCAGCCUUAGUGUGGUGAAUAAUGUCUUGCUUCAGAAGGCCCUGGGUUUAUGCAGCACGGAAGAGAAGGACGUUAAGAUUCUGUGCUAGAUCGUGUGUUUGCAUUAUAUUGCAGCAGAACAUUGGGAAACUAGCUAGGAUGGUGUGUGUUUCUGACUACCACUGCCCAGAUACUGUUACAGAAACAAACUUAUCUGUCCCAUUGUUUUGAUGUUGGAAGCAGGUGCCAAAUUCUUCUUCGAGUCAACUUAUAAUGAGUAUCCAUUUUUAAUAAAAAUGUAUGUGUGUGUUUUCCCAAAACUGACCCACUGUGAGAAGAGACAGAAAUUUGAAGUAAAUGAUCUCUUGAUCCCACAUACGGGUGGAAAGAGUUGGUAAGGCUUAAGAUACUGUAAACAUGCAGGUGGCCAUGGUGUCAAAGUGAGCAAGUAGGACCUGCCUCACAGGAUAUCUCUGCAGGAGGAGGAGGAUUGCUCUACUGCCUUAUGGAUGUCUUGGUCAGGAUGACUUGAAUUCCUGCAAAAAUAUUUUUUUCCUGCCUUCUGAUGGUUCUUUGUAUUACGGUUGCCAAGAUCUGUCUCUCUGGUCAGUGUUUUCUCUCAUUGGUAUCUACUUUUCAGGCUGAAAGCUCCAUUGUGGCAAUUACAUCUCCUACAUUUCUGUUGUACUCUCUUUCCCAUCUGGGGCCUGCUUAAGAAGGGAAAAGUUGAUGUGUUUCAAAUAAGUGACUGUUGAAUAUCUUGAAACGGUGUACAAAUUCUAUUGUUUUCGUAUUUGUUGUACAGGAAAUUUCAGCACGUCUAUAAUGUUUUUAAUGGUUUGAUUUGUUUUUAAAGAUGUAAAAAUAACAAUUAAAAGCAUCAUCCUAGAGCACUUCCUGUCUUGU